UGACGUCACUCUUAAAUCGAGUUGCUGCUGUUUCUUACCUGCUCGUUUGGAGAAUGAAUUAAAACUGACCGGUACACGAGUGUCAUUCAGCUUUUGUUUAACUUAAGUAAGGAGCCUGUCCGGCAUAAACUCGUUGCAGUUUGUAAGGGGUUCCUUUUAGAAGAAGCGGGAUCGACUUGACUGGCGAUUCAAUGGACCUCAGUGAUGUGACUAUCAAGAAGAUACUGUCCAAGUAUAAAUUCAGAGACUUAACCAUCGAAGAGCUCCAAACAAUACACAGAAUCAAUGCUAGGCUCCAGCCGUCAGUGGAAACAUACACGUUUAAUGACACUUCCCAGAAGGACUUACUGAAGCUGACUGGCACCAUUCCAGUGAACUACCAAGGCCAGUCUUACAACAUACCAAUUCAGCUAUGGCUUCUGGACUCGUAUCCUUUCACGCCACCUAUAUGUUUUCUAAUGCCAACGGCAGAAAUGGUCAUAUGGGAAGGAAAGCAUGUGGAUUCUCAAGGGCGGAUAUACCUUCCCUACUUGAAGGACUGGAACUAUCCUAAAUCAACAAUUAUUGGACUUAUAAAUGAAAUGAUUCAAAAAUUUGAAGAGGAUCCUCCUCUUCGUUCGAAAUCUGCAAAAGAUGACCAGGAUGCUACGAAGAUUCAGGCUGUUAUGUCAAAAAUUUCUGGAGGUGUGUCUAAUAUAAACCUGCACUCAACGACAAAAGUGGAUGAGCAGAAAACCAAUCAACCACUCAGAAAAGUCACUGUGAUUGGAGCUGGGGAUUUGGGCAUUGCAUGUGUCACAAGUAUUUUGGCAAAGGGACAAGUGGAUAAACUAAUAUUUAUUGAUACUCCGGAAAGCAGCAACAAAGGAGGAACAUCAGAUUUAGAGAUGUUCUUGUCACCAAAAGUGGAGAUUUGCACUGAUUUUGCAGCAUCUGCCGGCUCAAUGGUGGUGGCAGUAAUGGCGAAUGCCUGGAGUAAUGACCAGUCCUAUUUGAAUGUUGUCCAGGCCAAUGUUGACCUUUUCCGAACGAUCAUACCAAAUGUGGCAAGGCACAACCCCAAUGGAGUGUUACUUAUUGCCUCUCAGCCAGUUGACAUUAUGACCUGUGUUGCUUGGAAAUUGAGCGGCCUUCCGUCAAAUCAAGUUAUAGGAAUAGGAUGUAAUCUGGACUCGCAGCGGCUGCAGCGUCUACUUUCUAAUUCUACCAAGUUAUUGCCCGGUGAGAAGCAGGCAUGGGUCAUUGGGGAGCUGUCCGAAAAUAACGUUAUUGCUUGGAGCGGCGCUGACAUCUCCAAGGACAACCAGGCAGAAAUUAUACCCGGGCCUGCUCCACUAAGGCAGCUCAUUGACAGGGCCCUUGAAAUCCUAAAGGGCAGAGGACACCGUUCUUCCUCAGUUGGACUAUCAGUGGCUGAUGUGGUUCAUAGUAUACUGCUGGAUCAAAGACGUGUUCACUCAGUUAGCACCUUGGCAAAGGGCUGGUGUGGGUUUAAUGCCAAGGUCUUUUUUAGUUUACCUUGUGUUAUAGGAGCAAGUGGAGUGAUUGACAAAUGCAAGAUGUCUCUAGAAGAGGAAGAAGCUGAUACCAUACGAAAAAGUGCUGCAAGUUUGCACAGCAUUCUGGAGCAACUGACCGUGUAAUUAUUGGUGCUUCAGAGGAUCCUCCAUCCUGCUGUUUGUGCAUCAUGAGUCUUAAAACAGAUUGCCAUUGGGAGUCGUCAUUUGAAAACAAAAAAAAACCCGAGUUAGGCGUUGCACAUAGCCUGGUGGUCUUCAUGGGGAAACCAAAUAUCAUUUACUUUAACCAAAGGGCACUUCUCAUGGCAGGGCAAGAUCAUAUACAGUAAUAGGGAAAUAUAUUUAUUUAGCCGAGUUUGGUAAAGAAGGUUUUUAUUGAAGGAGUUGAAUUGGCAAAUGCCUGUAAUAAACCUGAAAAUGGGGCUGGCUACGAUGAUUAGCUUGGCAGCCUUAGACAUUGUUUCGCGGAGAUUACGUUGCAGAAUGCUUUUAUCAUCUGAAAUCUGAAUAAUUUGAAAAGUUGGUAGUUUAAAUGGUAGAGAAUUUAACCAAAUUUAAGUUAAAAGUCAAGAAACCUGAAUAUCAUAUUAAUUCUGUGUACUUCAUGCUUGGUAGAUGGUAUGCAUAAAGGACACUUAGUGUAUAUUUAUAUAAUCUGAUGACAUGCUAAUUGCGAUGAGUGCCCGUUUUGGAUCUUUCAUUUGAACUGCAUACUGUACUUCAUAAUAUAUUAUCUAAAUGAACAUUGAAAUGUAGCAAUAUUAAGAGAAUUUUGAUUGGACUAACAAAUGACUCGAUGAAUUUGUACUUCUGACCUGUUAACACAUCAUGUUUGCACUACAAAAUUGUUCAUCAGCAAUUUUAGAUUUAAUAAUCUUCCCUUUUUUCUACUUUAAAAAUGAAGUGAUUGUGUAUUGUAAUGUAUACUGCAUAUUUAAAAAUCAUGCCAUAGUAAUAAAUCUGUAUAAUAUAAGUGAAAA
Messenger RNA from Erpetoichthys calabaricus (reedfish), 2500 nucleotides. It is a transcript of the gene uevld, whose product is annotated as UEV and lactate/malate dehyrogenase domains. The record is from RefSeq and is a predicted model, not a curated record. The transcript has 13 exons. Gene Ontology annotation, biological process: protein transport; protein modification process; carboxylic acid metabolic process. NCBI's taxonomy places the organism in Eukaryota, Metazoa, Chordata, Cladistia, Polypteriformes, Polypteridae. Gene Ontology annotation, molecular function: oxidoreductase activity, acting on the CH-OH group of donors, NAD or NADP as acceptor. Bases 192 to 1643 code for a protein of 483 amino acids.